Molecule: messenger RNA, 1958 nt
Organism: Cimex lectularius (bed bug)
Lineage: Eukaryota; Metazoa; Arthropoda; Insecta; Hemiptera; Cimicidae
Product: ankyrin-3-like
Exons: 2
Coding region: 149-1888 (579 amino acids)
Molecular function (GO): protein binding
Source: RefSeq, a predicted model, not a curated record
AAUAAACAACAACAGACGUUGGUGGAUGUUGCUCCCCUACAGUUUAAAUCUAAUUAAACGUCUUCAUUUGGUUUUUUAAAAGUUUUUAUUAAUUUUAUAUCAUGUUUUUAUUGAAGAUUUUUGGUUUGAUGUAGAGGAUUGUCCUAAAAUGAACGAUCAGGACGAGAGGGUGUCUGGAGUGUUUUUUGACUGGAGGAAUCCCCAUUCAGCAUCGAGGCUGGCACGAGCAGUUAGAAGUAAGAACGUAAAGGAUGUUAAAAGGUUGAUAAGCCGAGGGGUCGCCUUGGAUUCACCUGACAACCGUGGUUUUACACCCCUGCACGAGGCUGCCAAGGACGAUGACUGCACCCAAAUCGCAAGGAUUCUACUCAAAGCAGGUGCCUACGUCGACCACAAGACUGUCGAGGAUGAAACGCCUUUGUACAUCGCCUGUGCUAAUUCCUCAGAAAAUAUGGUGAAACUGUUAAUCGCGCAUAAAUGCUGCAUCAAUGCCUGCAACGUUGACGGGUUCACACCGCUUCAUGUGGCAUGCGCCAAGAAAAACUUGGACAUCAUCAGGUGUCUAAUUUCCGCCGGAGCCGAUUUAAACGUCAAAGACAUCGCUUCGCAGAAAACGCCUAUUUUUGUCGCAGUCGAAAAUUCGAACGCAGAAGCUGUGAAAAUUUUACUCAAAGCUGGUGCAAAUACUAACUUGAAUGAUUAUUAUAACAGGACACUUCUUCAAUUUGCAUGCGCUGUUGAUGACAUUGAAGUUUUUGACAUUUUGUUGAAUCAUUUUGGCACUACGGAGAAAAUUAUUAAUUAUCAAUCUGAGGACGGUUGGACUUUAUUAAUGGAAGCUGUACAAUUCAAAAAUUUUAAAGUGAUUGAAAGGCUGAUUAAUUACGGUGUAGACAUGUCUCUUACAGACAACCGUGGCCUCUUAGCUUUACACAUAGCUGCUCACUGUGAUAAUUUAAAAUGCUUAGAAUUAAUAAUAAACAAUACACCAAUGGAAACAAUAGAAAAAUGUUCAACAAAUAGGCCAGACAUGACACACACAAGGAGUCUUCCUUGCCUCCUUCUCGACAGGAAUAUGUAUGAAGGUCUUGAGCUUUUAUUAAAUUACGGUUUGAGCAAGGAGGUAAUCUCCUGCCCUGUUAAAAUGGGUUCCCAUCUUGCUUCACCCAUUAGUUUUUUAUUGCUCCAUGCAUCUAACAUCGACAACAAAGAUAAGCUGAAAUAUCUGGACUUGAUGUUGACAAAGGAGGAGCUCAUAGAUCCAAAGUACGAAACAAAGUAUGAAGUGGUCUCAACUUUAGAUGCUUCAGUUAAGAUGCACCAUCCGAGUCAUGUGGACUGUAUCUGUUUAGAAGCUUUAAGUAAAAUUUUAAAGAAAAAUGCAAUUCCGGAUGACAUCAGUGAAGAUCUUUCAAGGAGUGAAGACGAUACAAAUUUAAUACCGGAAUUGUUUCGGUCAUUAAUAGAGAUGGGUUAUAUAGAAGGGUUAAAAUUGACCCUGAGAUACACUACUGUCAUAGAACCUGAAGACUUGAUGGUUAAUUUUUUCAUUAAAAUUUUCACAGGUUCGAUGAAAGGGUCAUACAGGUGGCUAGGAAAUGAAAUUGCUCUUGCUGAAUUUUUCCUGGGCGUUUGUAACAAUACGACACCAGUGUGUAAAACAUUUUCAGAUCUUUUGGCACAGAACUGUUACGACUACUAUCCGAAUGUCUGGGCAAUCUCUGAGCUCAUAAAGCACAGGAAAGUGCCAAGCCUCAAAGUCAUCACGAGGUCUGAAAUAAGGAGGGAUUUACACAGACUGUGUCUACCGGGCGAGUUCCUGAACAAACUGAGAUCUCUUGAUGUACCUAAAUUGAUCAUAAAGUUUCUAACUUAUGAAGACCUGUAAAUUGGAAAAUUUAUGUCCAUAAAUCAUCAGAUUUGUACAUAUUUUGUAUAAACACAAGCUUGUAAUUUGU